CUCCCCAGUCAAUUACCGCAAUACCAUCUUCUGGAUCUCUCCCUCUCUCUCUUCAAUCUGUCUCAAUCACCUAAUUGGUUCUUUCGUCUCAGCUUCGAACAAUCGGAUCUCAGUACUGAUUCACUUGCUCUUUCCGAUUGAAAAACAAAAUUUGGAGCUUCUACAGACUAACAAUGGCUAUCUCAGUCCAAAACCUCAUCAAGGAGCGCAAAUAUCCAUUCGUCUUCUCUCUCUUCGUCCUCCUCCUCUUUGUCACAUUCAUUCUCUUGUCCACCUCCUCUCAAUCCCCUAUCAAUUUCACCACCGAUCUCGCCCAAUCACGACCUCAAUCUCAAUCUCAAUCUCAAUCUUCGCCUCCACCGGUGCUCUCAAACCCUAGCACACAGACAACACCACCUGAAGAAGAUCGCGAUCGUUUUUCACCCAAGGCUGAUGAUGUGAAUUUGAGUUGGAGGCUCUGUGAUGGUGUAGUUGCGGUUGAUUACAUUCCUUGUCUUGACAAUUUCAAGGCCAUAAAGUCUUUGAAAUCGAGGAGGCAUAUGGAGCACAGAGAGCGCCAUUGCCCUGACCGGAGUCUGCAGUGCUUGCUUCCUCUUCCUCCUGGAUAUAAGGUUCCGGUUCCGUGGCCUAAGAGCAGGGAUAUGAUAUGGUUUAAUAAUGUUCCUCACCCUAAGCUUGUUGAAUACAAGAAGGACCAAAAUUGGGUGCGCAAGUCUGGUGACUAUCUUGUUUUCCCCGGAGGCGGUACUCAAUUUAAGGAUGGAGUUACUCACUACAUUGAGUUCAUAGGAAAGACUUUACCUAAAAUUAAAUGGGGAAAGCACGCAAGGGUUAUUUUAGAUGUAGGUUGUGGCGUUGCUAGUUUUGGUGGCUAUUUGUUGGACAAAGAUGUUAUCACCAUGUCAUUUGCACCAAAGGAUGAACAUGAGGCUCAGAUACAAUUUGCUCUUGAGCGGGGAAUUCCUGCUACUCUCUCGGUCAUUGGAACAAAAAGGCUGCCUUUUCCUGAUAAUGCAUAUGAUAUGAUUCACUGUGCACGAUGCAGGGUUCACUGGGAUGCAGAUGGUGGAAAACCACUGUUGGAACUCAACAGGAUCCUUAGGCCUGGAGGGCUCUUUGUUUGGUCUGCUACACCAGUAUACCGCGAUGAUAAAAGAGAUCAGAAUGUCUGGAACUCUAUGGUGGUUCUGACUGAAUCUCUAUGCUGGAAGGUAGUGGCAAAAACUUUUGAUUCAUCUGGUAUUGGGAUGGUUAUAUAUCAGAAACCUGUUUCAUCUUCCUGCUAUAAAAUACGCAAGGACAAUAAGCCACCUUUAUGUGAUCAAAACAGUAGGCCAAACAGUUCAUGGUAUGUGCCCCUUGACAGUUGUCUUGCCCUGCUGCCAGCAGUGGUUAGCUGGCCCGCCCCAUGGCCUCAAAGGCUUAACAGUAAACCUCCAAGCCUAUCAACUAAACGAGAUGCUGAAGAAAUCUUUUAUGAGGACACCAAACACUGGUCUGCACUUGUCUCAGAUGUUUAUCUGGAAAGCCGCCUUGGUAUAGACUGGUCAAGAGUGAGGAAUGUAAUGGAUAUGAAUGCUGGUUAUGGAGGAUUUGCGGCAGCAAUUAUUGAUCGACCUCUGUGGGUAAUGAAUGUAAUACCAGUCUCUGGGCCAGAUACUUUAUCUGUUAUCUUCGAUAGAGGGCUGAUUGGAGUCUAUCAUGACUGGUGUGAGUCUUUGAAUACCUAUCCUCGAACUUACGAUCUUCUGCAUUCCAGUUUCCUCUUCAGAAACAUAACUCAAAGAUGUGAAAUGACAGCUGUGGCUGUUGAGAUGGAUCGCAUAUUGAGACCAGGUGGAUUUGUUUUGGUUCAAGACACAGUCAAAAUGAUCAACAGUCUUGGUCAAAUUCUACGUUCGCUUCACUGGUCAAUAACCAUACAUCAAGAACAGUUCCUUGUUGGUAAGAAAGGUUUUUGGCGUCCCGAUGGCAAAAUGAGGAUAUAAUGAAAGGCACCAAUUGUUUUUUUUGUGUGAACACUCCAUGUUGUAUCUUCUCUUUUGCAGAGUUAGAAAAGGAAAAAUGCAUAUUCUUUUUCCCCUUCAGAGAUUUUCCCGAAGAAUAGAAAUUUGUGGUGGCAAGACAUGAAUUCAUUUCAUUUGUUUUUAGCAUGGAAAAUAAAAAUAAAAAAUUGUAACAGCAUUUGCGGGCAAUAAUGAAAAAUGAUUUGAUAAUCCAA
Messenger RNA from Camellia sinensis, 2221 nucleotides. RefSeq names its product putative methyltransferase PMT23. Gene Ontology annotation, cellular component: endosome; trans-Golgi network; cytoplasm. The record is from RefSeq and is a predicted model, not a curated record. NCBI's taxonomy places the organism in Eukaryota, Viridiplantae, Streptophyta, Magnoliopsida, Ericales, Theaceae. Gene Ontology annotation, molecular function: methyltransferase activity.